UAAAGACAUCUAUUUGCAAUAUCGUCAGAAUGUCAUUCAAGAAUCUAAUUAUUCAUACAAUUUUCCAACUUGAAAUAGACACACUAGGACUGGAUAUCAUAAGUAAUUUUUGAGCAUAAUAUUUGGAAUUUUUUAUUAAGUGGCAUUAUAUAUAAUAAGAAAUUGGAACAAAUAAUAACUAAGGAUAACCAAUUAUUAUGAUGUAUUUUCCAUCACUAAUGGUUAAGUAGAGGAUAUAUAUAAAUGGAACAAUUUAAAUCAAAAAUUUGACAGGAACAAAAAUGUAUUAUCAUGUUGCAAGAGAUAAAUAAAGUAAAAACUAUUUGAAAGGAUACAUCAGUGGUUUGUAAUUAAGCUCUUAUUGCACAACUCCAAUUAAUACACUCUCUCCUAAUUGUCAUUAUUCAAGUCUGACCUGCUAUGGCCCUAAUAGCAUUAACUGUUUAUCUUGUCAAUUAAAUAGUCAAAGAAUUUAAUCUAUUACUUAAAAGAUUUGUGCUUGCAAAAAAAAAUAUGUAGAUAUUGAAAAUGAAUUAAUUUGCAAACCACUAUCAGAAAUCUUUCCAUAAAUGAAAGAGGUGGAAUAGGAAUUAAAUUGUGAUACUCUAGGUAAUGAUGUGUUUACUAUAGAGAAAAAAUUAAUGUUCAUUUGGUUAUUUCUAAUAUGAAGAAUAUUGCUUAUAAUGGUAUCUUAUAAAUAAAAUAUAGUCCUGGUUAUUCAUCAUUUAAUACAAAGAAGUAGGAUUUAAUUUUCAAAUAAUUUGUUUUAACCAGAUAACUUUUAAAAAUUUUAAGUGUACACAAGACACAAUCAUAUAUGAAUAUAAUGAAAAUUUUUCAUAUUAAACUGUCAACAGAAUGGAGAGAAAUAUAGAAUUUUAAAUAUAAUUUAAAAUGGAAAUGGAGAUUAUGA
This is a messenger RNA of Paramecium primaurelia, 913 nucleotides long. Lineage: Eukaryota; Ciliophora; Oligohymenophorea; Peniculida; Parameciidae. The record is from the annotation of a GenBank genome assembly.